Messenger RNA from Scomber japonicus (chub mackerel), 1340 nucleotides. RefSeq names its product glyoxal reductase-like. Gene Ontology annotation, molecular function: oxidoreductase activity. Bases 234 to 1094 code for a protein of 286 amino acids. NCBI's taxonomy places the organism in Eukaryota, Metazoa, Chordata, Actinopteri, Scombriformes, Scombridae. The record is from RefSeq and is a predicted model, not a curated record. The transcript has 5 exons.
UUUAUUGAGAGCUAAGUUGCUUUUCACGACUCUACAUAUUCCUCACAUUUCCUCUCACGGACUCAUUUUGUUUUUUGUGUAAAUAAAAAAAGCUUUGUAUGCAUCAUACUUUAAAAGUAUUCAUCUGAAAGGACCCAAAAGGUGAGUUAAAAACAGUUUAAUACUGUUAAACAGUUUAAUACACUUCAGACCACAGACAGGGUGCAAAGAAAAGUAAGUGCCUUUUAGUCCAGAUGCCGUCCUCCUCUGUCCUCCUAAAUACGGGGGUUCAGAUGCCCCUCCUGGGUUUGGGGACCUACAAACUACGAGGUUCUGAGGAUGUCUACAGAGCUGUGGAUGCUGCCCUGGCUUCUGGUUACCGGGCUUUUGACAGUGCAGCUGUCUACCGGAAUGAAGCUGAAUUGGGCCGAGCCCUGAGGGAGCUGCUGCCAAAACAUGGCCUGACCAGAGAGGAUGUGUUCAUUACCAGUAAGCUGGGCCCCAAAGAUCAGGGUGAGAAGGCUAUGCAGGGAGCCCUACACAGCCUGUCUCAGCUGGACUUGGGUUACAUUGACCUCUACCUGAUCCACUGGCCUGGCACACAGGGACUGGUGGUAGCUGACCAACGCAACCCAGUCAACAGAGCUCAGAGCUGGGUCGCAUUGGAGGAGCUGCAUGCACAGGGAAAGCUGAAGGCCAUCGGAGUGUCCAACUACACACCGGCACACAUGAGGGAGCUGAUGCAGAGCUGUAAGGUCCCUCCUGCAGUGCUACAGGUGGAGUUCCACCCACAAAUGUGCCAGGCAGAGUUGAGGAGUGUGUGUAAGGAGUUUGGAGUGUGUUUCCAAGCUUACUCGUCUUUAGGGAUAGGAAACCUGCUCACAGACCCUGUGGUCAUGGAGGUGGCAAAGAACUGUGAACGUACACCUGCACAGGUCUUGUUGCGUUGGGCGGUGCAGCAGGGUGUCCCUGUGCUCCCUAAGUCCUCACAUCCAGACAGAAUAAAGGACAACGCCAGGCUCUUUGACUUUACACUGAGCGACACAGACAUGAACAGACUGUCAGCUUUGGACUGUGUACACAAGUACUGCUGGGAUCCUUCAGAGGUGGUCUGAUAAACCACCAGUGGGACACUCGUUGACUUCAAUGAUGCCUUAUUACUGAUUUUCUUCAGUUCUAGCUAUAAUGUAGUAGAAUGAAACUGAGCCAAUGUUUUGAGGACUUGGGAUAAAUGAAUACAAUUGAGAGCACAAGUAACACUUAACUGACUGAUGUGCUAUGACACCUGACAACCUUUCCAAGCAGUACUCAUACCUUUGUUACCUCAUGAUCAAAAAAUACAUUUUCUUUUUACAAAUCAA